UUGUAGACAUGGCAGCCCUGAGACAGGAGCAUCGGUAUGGGCUCUCCUGCGGAAAAAUCACCAAAAACACCCCAAAUAAAACUUUGUAUCAUGUGAAGCUAACUGACACUGCCAUCCGGGCGCUUGAAGCCUACCAAAAUCUCAAGGGAUCCUUACCAAAUCACCCAGCAAUUUGCUUCAAGGGGAGCCAAGGGUACAUCAAGAUCCCAGCCCCGUCCCCGGAGUCUCCUGAUGCCCUGCGAAUCUUUUCCUUCUACCUGUCCAGCGACAGCAAAGAUAAACCUCAGGCCAGCUUUGACUGCAUUCACCAGUAUAUCUCAGGGGAGGGCAGGGAGCACCUGGAGGGGCAGGGCAGUAUUCAGGACAAGAUCACGGUGUGUGCCACAGAUGAUUCCUACCAGAUGACACGGGAGAGGAUGUCCCAGGUGGAGAAGGACAUCUGGAGCCGCUCUGCCAUCGAGAUCAAGCCCGGCUCCACACGUCCCAGUAAAUGUGUGAAGAUCCAGAAGAAGCCAGGCCUGUCGAUAGGCACAGACAGCAGCAACAAGCACUCCCCUAGCAACAAGAAGAGCAAUGCCCCUAGUCUUUUGGCCCAUAGGUCACUGAGGGAACGCAUAAUUCACCUGCUAGCCUUAAAACCCUACAGGAAGCCUGAGCUACUGCUAUGGUUGGAGAGAGAGAAGUCUGGUCCCAAGGACAAGGCCGACCUGAGCUCUGUACUAGAUGAGAUUGCAAAACUGAACCCUAAAGACCACAGCUUCACUUUGAAGGAUGAGUUGUACAAGCACGUUCAGAAGGAUUGGCCAGGGUACCUCGAGGAAGAGAAACUGCUGAUCCAUAGGCUUCUGGCCAGGAAGCUCCAGCCACUUGGAAGUAACCAGUCAAAGAGUUUCCAGUCCAGUAAUUCAUUCCUUAAAACAGCAGGGAAUUCUCCUUCACAACUCAGCCCUGUCAAGAAUCUCCCUGUGAAACGUCCAGUGCACUCUGACCCACCGGAUUGUCAGACUCCUAAGAAACAGAGACUUCUAGACCAGAGUUUACCCUUGCAGUCCCCCUCCCAUGGACAUCUUGGCCCCAAUGGGGCUCGUAGCACCCCUGCUCAAGGAAACACUAGUGUACAGACUAAAACUGAGUUUGAGAGGACAAACAACCACAUCCAAGGGAGCCCGAACAGUCUCUACGCACGGCACAAACUCAGCGGCUCCUCCAGUACUCCUAAAGCGGAGCGGACAGAGCAGGCCCAGGCAGCACCCAGCCCCAAGCCCUCAAAGACUCCCAUUUGCACUGACCAGCAGCUCACCAACAGCCAACACAAAAAGAAGAAGUCCAAAAAGCACAAAGACAAAGAAAGGGAGCGCUUAAAAGCAGACUGGGAUGAAAGCAGCCCUGACCUGAAGCACAAUCAGGAAAAUCUUAUUGACCAUGAGAGGACCAAAACACCUGUCGCUCGUACCUCACCUGAGGAACUGCCUGAUUAUUUAAUGAAAUACAACACCAUUAAAGCAUCAGACCAGCGUCAACAGUAUAAGGAGGAUUUCUGUGCAGAGUACGAUGAGUACAGAGUCCUGCAUGACCGCAUUGGUACUAUCACUGAGAUGUUUGUUCAGCUGGGCUCCAAGAUCAACACUCUUUCUCCUGGAACACAAGAAUAUAAGCUUAUGGAGGACCAAAUCCUGCAGAAAUACAGAAAGUAUAAAAAGAAGUUUCCUGGGUACCGGGAUGAGAAGAAGCGAUGUGAAUAUCUGCAUCAGAAACUGUCACACAUAAAAGGUCUCAUCCUGGACUACGACCGUACACAGACACACUCAUAGCUACUGGCCUCCACCCUCCCGGGGUGCUACUAAUGGACCAAAGGUCUCUUCUCCACUCCACACCCUUGUGGACCGAAAGGAGGACCUGGAAUCACACAUUCACUUUACUCCUCCCAGUGGAAAAGGAGCGCAAGGUUCUUUUGUUGGAAGUGGAGCCCAUACCACAAAUUUAUGAUGUAAUGAAGCCCUUUAAUGCCAUAUUGUUUGAGAAUGAGUGCUGUUGUAAUGGCUGGAAUUUUGUGCUGUGUAAAUGGUUAGCUUGGCAAUUAAAGCUACAUACAUGUCUACCUAGAACACAAAAUAAUAGACAUAGCCUCUGGCUCUAAAGCUUUUAACGCUUUGUCUACUGCUAUAACACAUAAAGGCCCAUUGGUUUGAGGCUACAAUCACGUGGAUAGAUGAACCCAAACUUCUAAUACCCAGUUAUUUAAAAACAUAAAUGUUCUAUUUAAGUACUCUGUACAAUUUGUUGUUUGCUGUAUAAUUGAUUGUAUAAAUGUAAGAUAAGGAUAGAAAAUAUUGAGUCCUAUGGAGAGGGUUUUAAUCACUGGUUGCAGAAACUUGGAAAUAAGAUCCUGUGAAAAUAUCUCAGAACAUCUAAAGAGGAAAAUAUCAAGUAUCUGAAAUGUUAGCUUUUUAAGAUUAACUUGAUCAAUAUCCUUUAUCUUAUGCCAUAUUGCACCUCUUCUCUUGCUCUUGAAACAGCUCUGUUGGAAAUUGCUAUGGUAACAUUGUAUUCCAAGCUUUUUGGAUGGAAUGCAAUUCUGUACAUUCAACUCAUGGUUUCAUUCAAGAUUUGCUAGAACUGGAUGGAUUGUCAUGUGAAAUCAGUGAAUGUUACUUUCCAACAUUUAGCAGGUAGAGAUGCCUUCAUUCUAACUUGAUCGUAUCAACUUUAACUAUAUGUAUGUAUCUGUCAGUGACGCAAUUACUAGUGAUUUCAUAUAGCUCAUGCAGUGUCUUAAAGACAUUAUUUUCCAAUAUAGUAACUUCUAGCAACAUUUGAAUAUGUGGGGCUGCCAGUGAACACUAUCUUACUACUUAAGUGCUGUCUUAAUGAUGGGUGGAAAUGGGAAGAAACAUUUUGCCUUACAGUAACAUACCCACCGCACAUUUCUAUUUUUGUGAUACUGUACAUGCUCCCUGAAACAUCUCAUCUCAGUUUUGUUUAUCUGCACAGUUGAAAUGAUCUGAUUAUUUGUAUUCUUUGUUUUUAGUCUAAUUUAAGUUAAUGGAUGUUUGCAAGGAUGCAUUUGUUUGUCUCAUUUGUAAGUGUUAGUGUAUUUUAUCAAGAAAGUCUUAAUCCUUUGUCUAUGUCGUAGGGUUUUGUAAACAAGAAAAGUGAUCAGUGCUAAUCAUUUUGAUAAUCAUGACCAGAAAAUGAUUUUCACUGUGAUGUCAGAGUUUUGAUUGUCUGAUUCUAUCAAACCACCACUAUCAAUGACGAGAAGCUUUUAGAGAUACCACACAGUAUAGUGUCAGAAUGGUUUUGUAAUGUCAAUUAAUCAGCAAAAGGUGAAAGUAUAUGCAGUCAUAGUUUUGUAACAUCAUAGUUCAUGACUUCUUUCUCCUUAACUAAAUGAGAUGUAUGUUACUGUCUUUUUUUGGGAAACACAUUAGGCUAUAUUAUUUGAUACCAAGACAGAUCACUGUCGCUGUGUGCAGUAUUGGACGUUUGGCCAUAAUGGCUACUCAUUUGAAUAAGUGCUAAUUGUGGUGUAUGCAGAAGUUAGCUAGGUGCCUUCUAGGGAAUUCUUGAGUGACAUGGAAUUAAUGUUGCAUUACUGUUAUUACUCAAUUUGAUUGAAUAAUAUGUAAACAAAAGGUUUGCUCUCAAAUGUUUUUAAAUAGUUUCAAGACAGCUAUUUAUGGUAUUCAGACAAAUAAGAUACUUUUUCUAUUCAAACAAUAUACUGGCCUUUCAAAUGCAAAAUAUAUUGUCAUGUAUAAAACAAUAGAGGUCAAAUUAACCCUUUUCAAGUAAACUGUUAGGUGGUGUGUUUACUUUAUUUGUUGAUAUUCGAAAAUACAUGUAAAAAAAAUGAAAUGUGAAAUCGAACCCCUCGUCAAUAUAACUUACAGCAGUCUGUCUACGUAUGAGAACAAAUUUGUUACUAUUUAUUGCUAUUCAUGUGUUGGUUUCUCUUUUGCACAAGUUCCUCAGUCUAUUGAAUGGAGACAGAAGAUAUGGUGAAAGGGAAAUUGAAUAUAUUUUUGCAAUUUUCUGUUAGUCUCUGUAAAAAUUUUAAAUAAAGCUCUUUUC
Osmerus eperlanus (European smelt) is the source of this 4074-nucleotide messenger RNA. Its product is annotated as RNA polymerase II elongation factor ELL. Gene Ontology annotation, cellular component: transcription elongation factor complex. Gene Ontology annotation, molecular function: cis-regulatory region sequence-specific DNA binding. Gene Ontology annotation, biological process: positive regulation of transcription elongation by RNA polymerase II; transcription elongation by RNA polymerase II; snRNA transcription by RNA polymerase II. The record is from RefSeq and is a predicted model, not a curated record. The transcript has 12 exons. The coding region runs from base 9 to 1811 and encodes 600 amino acids. Lineage: Eukaryota; Metazoa; Chordata; Actinopteri; Osmeriformes; Osmeridae.